Drosophila ananassae is the source of this 3323-nucleotide messenger RNA. RefSeq lists its product as uncharacterized. Bases 505 to 2064 code for a protein of 519 amino acids. Gene Ontology annotation, molecular function: integrin binding; heparin binding. NCBI's taxonomy places the organism in Eukaryota, Metazoa, Arthropoda, Insecta, Diptera, Drosophilidae. The record is from RefSeq and is a predicted model, not a curated record. Gene Ontology annotation, biological process: signal transduction; cell adhesion. The transcript is spliced from 11 exons. Gene Ontology annotation, cellular component: extracellular matrix.
CUUAGAAUCAGUUCGUUUUUGUCGCUCGUGCGUGCUGGACGUGUUGUGUCAGCGGUGCCCACGGCGUAUGAGUGAUAUCGCUCUUAGUACUCUGGGUGUUGGACGUUUUAUUGGAUUUUGGCGCAAGUUGGCAAAAAAAGCCGGUUAAACUUCUUACAAGUGUAUCUCUCGCCCACUCCACAGGCGUGUGUGUUGCCGGAAAUACUUUGACCCACCUGCCAGCCAAAAAAGUAGGUUAAUUGACGUGUGCUCUGGGCGUAUCUAAAGGCAAAAUAAUAAAAAUAUAUGUACAAAAACAAACACAAGGGCCACGGCUAGAAGAAGGGCAGAUUGGGUAGUCGAUUGGCCGCUCGAAUAAUUGGUCGAAAGCUGCGGCAACUCACGCUAAUUGAGAGGUCAUUGCGGACUGAAGGAGGACGACGAGAAGGAGCACAUCCUUGGGGGGUGGAGAAGGCAAAUGCAACCUGCACAGACACCAUUAGACGUGAAUAGCAACCACACAAAAUGCUGAUACUGCUGCCGCUGCUGGGGAUAUUUGGAAAUGGUCUCUUCGCCGAAGUCGAGGCGAAUUUGAGUCUGGGCUUUAAGGCCAUCAAAUUGCCCAGGCAUCCCAAUCCGGCCAAUUGCAGUGUUGGCAACACAACAUUCGCACAUGGAGUCACAUUUAAAUUGGAUUGUAAAACCCAAUGCGUUUGCGAGAAUGGCCGCCACGCCUGCUCGACGCUCUGUCCCAACGAGCAGCUACCUGCGCCGGAGGACACGAUAUCCUGCCGAUCGCCGCGCCUCGUCGAAGUUCCCGGCCACUGCUGUAAGAUGUGGCUCUGUGAGAAUCCAACAGCUGAUGUUUAUGCCACCUGCCACAACAGCACCACCAGCGGCAACUGGACAGCCUGCAGCCGCAACUGCGGCCUCGGCACCGCCACCCGGCACACCUCCACCCACGCCGGCUGCCAUCAACUGAGCAAUUUGCGGCUCUGCGAGAAUCGCAGGUGCGAUAAGGACGACCUCCAGGACAAUAAGCGGAGCAGAAGCAGGAGCCACCCAUUAACGCCUAAGCGCAAGGAGCAUCACUCCCACUCGCAUUCAUACUCCCACAUCCACUCGCAGCCUCAUCAUCAUUCUCACAAGGAGCACCAGGAGCCUGCCCACAGGAUACGAAAGGGUCACGAGUGCCGGAGUAUCCAACGUUUGGGUCCUGCUCGAGUCCGCCUGGGCGAGUGCGUCUCCCGGAAACUGUAUCGACCCAAACUGUGCGGCCGCUGCCAUCGCGGGGUCAAGUGUUGUGCUCCGGCGGUCUCCACCACGAUACAGGUCGAGCUGUUGUGUCCCUUAAAUGCUGUCGAUCCAAUUAACUUCGUACAACGACGGGAGAAGGCCAGGACCAGCCAUUUGAAGGAGCUCCGAAGGUCCAAGGACGAUGGCGGAGAGGACGAAUACGACGAAGAUGAUGAUGAUGAUUAUAAUGGUGGGGCAGAAGAGGAAGCAUAUGCAGAGAAGCCUGGACAGUUAUGGGACACGGUCGCCUUGGAGCCAAUCGAUCAGGAAUUCCUGCACUCACAUCAGAUACAAAUUGAGAAUAAAUUCAUUGCCGUCGAAUGGAUACUGAAAUGUGAAUGCAGCACGAAUCAUUGCAACGGCGACAACACCAACAGCAACAGCAGCAACCGCAACACCAACGACAACAUGUCUAACACAAAUAAAUAUGGUUAUUACAAUUACAAGAACAAAAACAAUAACAAUGACGGCCCACAGAGGCGUAACCACGAAAUUAAUGGCGAACCCAAUGAGCCGACCAACAACAAAAUGGCCAGAUCCAGCAGUAGCAACAACAACAACGAAGAGGAUGUGGCCUACAACAACAUGGAUGUGGACCACAACGAUGUAGACAACUCGUCGUCGGAACAGCAACCGGAUAUUAUUCCCUAUCCGCUGGGUGUUGGCGAAUCCAGUUGGAAGGCCGAAAAGCUUCGACAGCAGCAGCAACAUCUACAGCAACAGCAGCAACAUCAACACCAGCAACAGCAGCAGCAGCAGCAACACAGACAACAACCGCAAUAUACAUAGCGCCAACAUAUCUCACGCAUGCGAUAAAAUAAAGCAAAAGAAAUCCAAAAAGCUGAGGCCAGAGGCAGAUAUUUAGAAUGGAAUAGGAUUUAAGAAUUGUACAGCAUAGCGAUACUUAAGGCCAGGACAUAGAGAAGGGCAAGGAUUGUAAAGAAACAAAUUGGAGAGGGGCGAUGCAAGUAAUACUUAGGAUUUGAACAUAUCGAGGCAGUAAGUUUAGGUAUGUGAACGAUAGGAAUAGUCUUAAAAUCAAGAAAAAAAACCAAAAAAAGCAAAAAAUCGCAAGCCGAAUAUUAAAAAUAUUUUUGCAAGCAUCUAUACACAAAAACGCAAAACACGAAUAAAAAUCAACAAAAAUGAAAAUGGCAAAAUUUUAUGAAAAUCAUUUAAAUGGAAUGCUGCCCAAUAAAAAAAACAUACGACUAUAUGGUAAAAAUAAAACAAAAAUAAUUUUUAAAACUUAGAUGUAAAUUGCUUAAAUAAUUCGAGAUGCGUAAUUUGAUCUAAACAAAAAAAAAUAAAUUAAAAUUAAAAAUAAAGACAAGCAAAUGCUAAAUUUGUGUGCAUUCAAGUUAUAACUGUGCUAUAUACUCAAUUGUAUUCAGAUCUACAAGUACUAUAUACAUAUAGUAUAGGAAGACUCUGCUUUGCAUUAAAAAGAAUUUAGCUGGCUGCAAUACAUAAAAUUAAAGGGUGGUUGCAAUUUAAAUUAAGAAAAAAAGGAAUAUUGUUUCUUGUCUUAUAAGGUUCUAUAGAUUUAUUUUAAAUAUAUUACAAACAUUUUCUUUAUUCAAAUUUAAAAAGAAAUUGAUAAUCCUUACUUUUUUAAACUUUCCUAAAACAAAAACGCAUAUUUUCUUUCCUGAAACAUUUGAAUGAAUAAUCAGGAUAGUUAAUAUGAAAAAGGAUUUAUACCCCAUACUUGUUUUAAAUAUUAAUUUAAUAUAAAUUUAUUUCUUAAUAAAACUUUCUUUAUAUAAUCAGAUAUCAGAUGAUGGUAUCAGAUGAUGGUAUCAGAUGAUACCCCAUACUUGAAAUAAUUGCAACUACCCGAAAAUAGUUUCGUUGUAGACUACCCAAGACAUAUCCUCCCGGCAAUAUCCCGAAUAACAAUUUCCCUGAUUUAGAUCAUAUAACGAGCAAAGCUUAUCCACCACCCAUAUCAAGUUCUAUCAAUGUAAGAAACCCCUUAGCUAGCAUCAGAGUUAUCCGUGUGCUGGCGAAAUGCAAAAAUAAAAUAAAUAAAAAAUACCAUAAAA